This is a messenger RNA of Botrytis fragariae, 3312 nucleotides long. RefSeq names its product putative alpha protein. Gene Ontology annotation, molecular function: glucan endo-1,3-alpha-glucosidase activity. The transcript is spliced from 8 exons. Bases 1 to 3312 code for a protein of 1103 amino acids. NCBI's taxonomy places the organism in Eukaryota, Fungi, Ascomycota, Leotiomycetes, Helotiales, Sclerotiniaceae. The record is from RefSeq and is a predicted model, not a curated record.
AUGAAACUUCUAAUGCUGGUAGCUCUGCUAUCAAGUCUCACACUAGUACGCUCAAAAGCCGUCUUUGCACAUUUUAUGGUCGACAAUACAGCUUCAUACAGCACUGAUGACUGGGAAGACGAUAUCAACCAAGCUCAAAUUGCUCAUACCGAUGCCUUCGCGUUGAAUAUCGCUAAUAAUGAUUCAACGAUUGCUGCACGGCCACCAACACUCUUUUCGAUCGCUGGGAGCAAGGGCUUUAAACUGUUCUUCUCCUUUGAUUAUGCUGGUAAUGGAGCAACGGAAGCUGCAUACUAUUUUUACAAUGGGCAAGCCUUCGUAUCGACAUUUGAGGGUGUUGAUAACACGCAAGAUUGGCCAACAAUUAUCCAGGACACAGGUUAUUUCUUCAUUCCAUCUUGGUCGUCUUUGGGCGCCAAAGCAGCUAUGGCCACUGGAGUUCCGAAUGGUCUCUUCAGGGAGAUGACAUGUGGUUCGACAGGUGGACAUAAAUCUGGUCAUUAUAUUGGACCGAAUCGUGCUAAGGCCUGGUCCCUUUUCGAUUCAAGUUACGGAAAAGCUCAAUAUAAUUAUGCAGAUGAUUUUCCCCAUGAUGGAUGGAGGCAGUUUCUACCAUACGUGAUCGAAAUUUGUAAAACUGGUGCUGCAACAAUUACUGAAGAAGGUUUGUCGGUUUGUUUUCGACCACAGCCAGCUUCAGGCUGUGCUACAGGAGGAACUACAGGGAACACCGCAAGUCAAUUACAGAUUCAGUAUGGCCCAGCAGAGAUCGUCCAAGAUGAGAUCUUCUUUACAGCUCUUCUUGGAUCUACAGCGACAGUCAAAGUUACUGUAGGUGGUGUCGACCAAGCUGCUACAUGGACGAGAAUUCCAGAUGGCAAUGUCGGACUGUAUCAUGGCAAUGUCACGUACAAAGGUACAGGGCCUGUUAUUGUGACUGUUCUAAGAGAUGGUACCCGAGUUGCACAAGUCUCGGGAGGUUCCAUUUCUACAGUUUGCACAGACAGUAUUGAGAACUGGAAUGCCUGGGUUGGAUCUGACACAGGACCAUCGGUCUCGGCGGUAGCUCCAGCUUAUCGUUCAACAGCUCUACAUUGUGUUAGAGGAAUUGGUCCAGGGGAUUAUGCUGAGCUUUGUGCUCUCGCAUGCACGUAUGACUAUUGUCCAACAGUCUGCACCUGCAAGUAUAAUAAUUGUCCAAACGAAAAAUGUAUCUGUACGUCAGCAAGCUUCACCGAAAAUACAGCUCCAACAUAUUCAACCCUUACUGGCUACCCAGCAGACAAAGAUGGACAGGACUACGGCCUUUGUGAAUGGGCGUGUAAUCGAGGCUUUUGCCCAUUUCCUCCUUAUUCUAGUACUGCUCCUCUCGCAGAUAUUGGAGAAGAUGUAACUUCGUUUCCAAGUUAUACUGUCUCAAAGCUUACCGCGACAAGCAAAGCAAAUAGCGUGGCCCUGCUUGCCUACUGGACAACUUGUGAGUACCUUCCACAGUGCGCCCCUGGAUUUCGAGCGGUUGGAUAUGGCCAUGGCAAGGUUCAUGAUGCCGACAGGAAUGCUUAUACUGCCGAUGGUUGCACCGGUGGAUCCAAGGGAUUUAAUCGUGCAUUUUGUGUGGAAACUGAUGUUAGUCUUGGCCAAUGCAAUUGGCGAGGUACUGCUACAUCCUGUUCUCAGACAUGUAAGGCCGGAGAAUUUCUACUUACCCAAAAUACACACAUUGCAUUUGCAAAGGCUGGCUGUAAGGCGGGACAUUUCUCAAGUCUAUGCUGUGAGAAAAUUGAAGUUCCCAGCAAAGAUCUUGUAACUUGCCCCUACACGAACUUGAACAAUGUUAUCACUGGAGGGCAUGGCCCUGUUGUGCGGGCUAUAUCCAACUCAAAAGCGUAUCUAGGUGGCUCUCAAGUCACCGCCGGUGAAUGCAUUUAUAACCCUGUAGGAAAUGCUUUGUCAUUUAGAUUGAACCAAAUAGUUGCUAAUGGUGCAAUUUUGAACAACAUACCAGGUACAUGGGAGGCACACGUUGGGGGUGUUGCGGAUUUCAAACCUACUAAGAACAAGCCGCCACAAAGUCAAGCCAAAAACAUCGAUGAAUGUGAUACAUGGCUGGCAGACUAUCAUACUACUUCAUUGUCAGUAACUUCGACAGUCACUAUUAACUGCGACGAAGACAACUGGCCCCAAGCUUGUGCCCAUUACAAUUCAGUUGAAAGCGUUAUGACACUACCGGUAAUUACAUGUCCUUGGCAAAAUCAAGGAUCCAAGGACAGACCGGCACCUUCCCGUUGGAAUUCACAGCAUCACAGUGUGUGGUGGCCCUUUGUCGAUAGCUUCCGAGGUCCUCUUUCUUGCCAGAGAGACGAGUAUCCACCCCUUUACUUCAUGCCUACAGGACAUUUAAGCGAUUGGCGGCAAUCAAUCCGAUUAUUGCCUAGCCGUCAAAACAAUCUAGCGGGAAAGAAAUGGAGACUUCUCUGCCAAAGCGGAAGUAUUGCCGAUGGGACUUGUCAAUCGACAAUAACGACUUUACAAAAGGUUCGAGCUAUGAGUAUAGCAUUUGACACACGGUAUCUUCGACAAAAUGACGACAUGCUUAGUGUUAAUCCCUGUUCAAUAAAUGCAUUAUUGACCAGCGAUCGAGGCUUCGUACUCCUUGCAAAUGACCCUUGGUAUAGGCCUUGGAGAUCGGCCAAACCAGCAGACUAUUCCUCGAACAAAAUUCCGUCGACGUUACUAAACAAUUUAAAGAGAUCGGUUCAAAAACGCAACGAUAACGGGCUUAACCAUGAACAGAUAGAAGCACUUGCCAGAUAUGAAUAUCAUUUCGUAUCAAUUCCGUCGUCCCUAACGGAUCUUAAAUCAGAUUUUAUCACUGGUGAGAAACAUCGACUCCUUGAUCUCCUACUUGCUCUUGAUGUUGGUAAUACAACCCGCCGAGCUAAUGAUGAAGAUGUUUUCACAAUCUUGCAAAUUCUAGGCAACGAAUUCCUAGAGGACGAUUGCGAAUACGAUGAGUUUCACUGCAGCGGACCAACUAUGGUCGACCAGGUUCAGACUGCAACAUGGGAUCCCCCUGUAACAUCUUCAGUAGUGCUGGCUUCUUCGUCAUCUAUGACUUUGACAGGUGCAAUUAUGCCAGCUGCGACUGGUCCAAAGCCCGUUCUAACUGUUGCGACUUCGUCGGAAAAACCUAUACCCACGAAGAUCGCCGAGGGAAAUAAGAAGGGUCGAGGCGGAGAAGAUGGCGCUGUCCACAAGCACGCGCACUUCAAUCAUAGAUACUCGCAUCGACAUCAUCGCAAAAGUUUGUAA